GGCCGGUGGGCCCGUCGGACCUGGUGGGAACUCCGGCCUCCAGUUGUGGCCUGGUCUCCGGCGCCACGAAAUCUCGCGCCGUCUCGCGAGAUUCUAAGUUGAAGAAACAUGGCGACGUCUAAUCUGUUAAAGAAUAAAGGUUCUCUUCAGUUUGAAGACAAAUGGGAUUUCAUGCGUCCAAUUGUUUUGAAGCUUUUACGCCAGGAAUCUGUUACAAAACAGCAGUGGUUUGAUCUGUUUUCGGAUGUGCAUGCAGUCUGUCUCUGGGAUGAUAAAGGUCCAGCAAAAAUUCAUCAGGCUUUAAAAGAAGAUAUUCUUGAGUUUAUUAAGCAAGCACAGGCAAGAGUACUGAGCCAUCAAGAUGAUACAGCUUUGCUAAAAGCAUAUAUUGUUGAAUGGCGAAAAUUCUUUACACAAUGUGAUAUUUUACCAAAGCCUUUUUGUCAACUGGAGAUUACUUUAUUGGGUAAACAGGGUGGCAAUAAAAAAUCAAAUGUAGAAGACGGUAUUGUUCGAAAGCUCAUGCUCGAUACAUGGAAUGAGUCAAUCUUUUCAAAUAUAAAAAACAGACUCCAAGAUAGUGCAAUGAAGCUAGUGCAUGCUGAAAGAUUAGGAGAAGCUUUUGAUUCUCAGCUGGUCAUUGGAGUAAGAGAAUCCUAUGUUAACCUUUGUUCUAAUCCUGAGGAUAAGCUUCAAAUUUAUAGGGACAAUUUUGAGAAGGCAUACUUGGAUUCAACAGAGAGAUUUUAUAGAACACAGGCACCCUCGUAUUUACAGCAAAAUGGUGUACAGAAUUAUAUGAAAUAUGCAGAUGCUAAAUUAAAAGAAGAAGAAAAACGAGCACUACGUUAUUUAGAAACAAGACGGGAAUGUAAUUCUGUUGAAGCACUGAUGGAAUGCUGUGUAAAUGCCCUGGUGACAUCCUUUAAAGAGACUAUCUUAGCAGAGUGUCAAGGCAUGAUCAAGCGAAAUGAAACUGAAAAAUUACACUUAAUGUUUUCAUUGAUGGACAAAGUUCCUAAUGGGAUAGAGCCAAUGUUGAAAGACUUGGAGGAACAUAUCAUUAGUGCUGGCCUUGCAGAUAUGGUUGCAGCUGCUGAAACUAUUACUACUGACUCUGAGAAAUAUGUUGAGCAGUUACUUACACUAUUUAAUAGAUUUAGUAAACUUGUCAAAGAAGCUUUUCAAGAUGAUCCACGAUUUCUUACUGCAAGAGAUAAGGCAUAUAAAGCAGUUGUUAAUGAUGCUACCAUAUUUAAACUUGAAUUACCUUUGAAGCAGAAAGGGGUAGGAUUAAAAACUCAGCCUGAAUCAAAAUGCCCUGAGCUGCUUGCCAAUUACUGUGACAUGUUGCUAAGGAAAACACCAUUGAGCAAAAAACUAACCUCUGAAGAGAUUGAAGCAAAACUUAAAGAAGUGCUCUUGGUACUCAAAUACGUGCAAAACAAAGAUGUUUUUAUGAGAUAUCACAAAGCUCAUUUGACACGGCGUCUUAUAUUAGACAUCUCUGCUGACAGUGAAAUUGAGGAGAAUAUGGUAGAAUGGCUAAGAGAAGUUGGUAUGCCAGCAGAUUAUGUAAACAAGCUCGCUAGAAUGUUUCAGGACAUUAAAGUAUCUGAAGAUUUGAACCAAGCUUUUAAGGAAAUGCACAAAAAUAAUAAAUUGGCAUUACCAGCUGAUUCAGUUAAUAUAAAAAUUUUGAAUGCCGGUGCCUGGUCAAGAAGCUCUGAGAAAGUCUUUGUCUCACUUCCUACUGAACUGGAGGAUUUGAUACCUGAAGUAGAAGAAUUCUAUAAAAAAAAUCACAGUGGUAGAAAAUUACAUUGGCAUCAUCUCAUGUCAAAUGGAAUUAUAACAUUUAAGAAUGAAGUAGGUCAAUAUGAUUUGGAGGUAACAACGUUUCAGCUGGCUGUGUUGUUUGCAUGGAACCAAAGACCCAGAGAGAAAAUCAGCUUUGAAAAUCUAAAACUUGCAACUGAACUCCCUGAUGCCGAGCUUAGAAGGACUUUAUGGUCUUUAGUAGCUUUCCCAAAGCUCAAACGUCAAGUUUUACUGUACGAACCUCAAGUCAACUCACCCAAAGACUUUACAGAAGGUACCCUCUUCUCAGUGAACCAGGAAUUCAGUUUAAUAAAAAAUGCAAAAGUUCAGAAGAGGGGUAAAAUCAACUUGAUUGGACGCUUGCAGCUCACUACAGAACGAAUGAGAGAAGAAGAGAAUGAAGGAAUAGUUCAGCUACGGAUACUGAGGACCCAGGAAGCUAUCAUACAAAUCAUGAAGAUGAGGAAGAAAAUUAGUAAUGCUCAGCUGCAGACUGAAUUAGUAGAAAUUUUGAAAAACAUGUUCUUGCCACAAAAGAAAAUGAUAAAAGAGCAAAUAGAAUGGCUAAUAGAGCACAAAUACAUCAGAAGAGAUGAAUCUGAUAUCAACACUUUCAUAUAUAUGGCAUAAUUUUGAAUAUCAUGGGCAAUAAUAAGAACCCAAAAUUUGGAGUGCUUGGGCAGAAAGUUGUAACAGCUUGUGCUGGAGGAAGGUUUAUUUGGACUUCAAUUACAUAAAUAUUAAAAUCUCUGCCUUACCUAACAAAACAACUCUGUUUUGCCAAUCACAUUAGUUAGCAUGAUGGCAUUCCCUUCAUGUUACACACUCUUUAACAGCAUGCUGUUUUGUGGAGACACUUGCAUUCAUGAAGAGCCCUUUAUGAACUUUUAAAAGUAAAAUUUGACUUAUACCCACCAGAAGAAAUACAGUUGGGAAGGGUGAGGGUGGGGUUCUUACUGCUUUUUGUCCCUCUUUUUCCCCUUCUCACAAAAAUGUACUUGCACAAGGGAGGAUCUUCACAUGUUUGUGCACUGAAAAAUGCUGUUAUGUUUUGUUUUUACAAUGCAAUUAAAACCAGAAAUAGCA
Molecule: messenger RNA, 2907 nt
Organism: Phyllostomus hastatus (greater spear-nosed bat)
Lineage: Eukaryota; Metazoa; Chordata; Mammalia; Chiroptera; Phyllostomidae
Gene: CUL5
Product: cullin 5
Exons: 19
Coding region: 109-2451 (780 amino acids)
Biological process (GO): SCF-dependent proteasomal ubiquitin-dependent protein catabolic process; protein ubiquitination
Cellular component (GO): Cul5-RING ubiquitin ligase complex; SCF ubiquitin ligase complex
Molecular function (GO): ubiquitin protein ligase binding
Source: RefSeq, a predicted model, not a curated record